GUGAAUUUAUAUUUGUUAAACGGGUCUUGCAUUAACAGUCUCUGUUAAUUAAAAUAAAAUAGUUCUAUUUUCGCCAAUUUUAUUCAACAAUGACUGAAACAUCAAAAAAUCCAUUCAAGUUUUUGGAAAAAUCAAUUGAAAUUGAUGGUGAAGUCUUUUAUUUUUAUGACAUUACUCAUUUUAAUCAACUUUCUAAACUGCCCUUUUCUAUAAGAGUUCUUUUGGAAUCCGCCAUAAGAAAUUGUGAUAAUUUCCAUAUUAAUGAAGGUCACGUAACAACAAUUUUAAAUUGGGCACAAUAUAAAGGAGAAACAGCUGUUGAUAAUCAGGAAUAUGAAAUUCCAUUCAAACCUGCCAGAGUUAUUCUUCAAGAUUUUACUGGCGUCCCAGCAGUAGUUGAUUUUGCUGCUAUGCGUGAUGCUGUUUUAAAGUUGGGCGGAAAUCCUGAAAAAAUCAAUCCAAUUUGUCCUUCCGAUCUUGUUAUUGAUCACUCAAUUCAGGUUGAUUUUUCCAAUUCAAACGAUGCAUUGAAAAAGAAUCAGGAUUUGGAGUUUGAAAGAAAUAAGGAACGGUUUACAUUUUUGAAAUGGGGUGCAAAAGCAUUUAAUAAUAUGAUAAUCGUUCCACCAGGCAGUGGCAUCGUUCAUCAAGUUAAUUUGGAAUACCUUGCUCGUGUUGUUUUUGCAGAAAAACAAAAUGAUGGACGAUGUCUUUUGUAUCCAGAUUCUCUUGUUGGAACUGACUCGCAUACAACCAUGAUAAAUGCGUUGGGAAUUUUAGGUCAUGGCGUUGGUGGUGUUGAGGCUGAAGCUGUUAUGCUUGGACAAAGUAUUUCAUUUCUUUUACCUGAAGUUAUUGGAUACAAAUUAGUCGGAGAGUUAAAUCAAUACGUAACUUCAACGGAUUUAGUUUUAACUAUAACCAAAAAUUUGCGUCAGUUAGGAGUUGUGGGAAAAUUUGUUGAAUUUUUUGGUCCUGGAGUAUCAUUUUUAAGUAUCGCAGACAGAGCUACAAUAUCAAAUAUGUGCCCUGAAUUUGGUGGAACUGUUGGGUAUUUUGCAGUUGAUAACCGAUCUCUUGAUUACUUGAGACAAACAAAUCGAAGCGCCAAAAAAAUAAAGAUUAUUGAGCAAUACCUAAAAGCAACAAAGCAAUUCAGAGAUUAUAACGAUUCCACGCAAGAUCCAAUGUUUUCUAAAGUAAUAACAUUAGAUUUAUCAACUGUUAUUUCAUCUUUAUCUGGCCCUAAAAGACCUCAUGAUCGAGUUGCAGUGUCACAAAUGAAGCAAGAUUUUCAAGAUUGUCUUGUAAAUAAGGUUGGAUUCAAAGGUUAUGAAAUACCUUCUAAUGAGUUAAAUAAUGAAGCAUCAUUUGUGUGGGAAGAUGGAACUGAAUACAGAAUUAACCAUGGUUCUGUUAUUAUUGCUGCAAUUACAAGCUGUACAAAUACUUCAAAUCCAACUGUUAUGCUUGGUGCAGGUCUUUUAGCUCAAAACGCUGUUAAAUUAGGUCUUAAAGUAAAGCCAUACAUUAAAACUUCAUUGUCACCUGGUUCAACUGCUGUUGAUCAUUAUUUGAGGGAAUCUGGUGUGAUUCCUAGUUUAGAAGAACUUGGAUUUCAUAUUGUUGGAUAUGGAUGCAUGACAUGUAUCGGCAACAGUGGACCAAUCAAUGAAAAUAUUGCUACAGCAAUAGAAUCUAAAAAGCUUGUAUGCUGCGGAGUUUUAUCUGGAAACCGUAAUUUUGAAGGAAGAAUACAUCCUUUGACCAGAGCAAACUACUUAGCGUCUCCACUUUUAGUAAUAGCAUACGCUCUGGCAGGAACUGUGGAUAUUGAUUUUGAAAAUCAACCAAUUGGAAUUUCACAUGAAGGAAAAAAAGUGUUCUUAAAAGAAAUAUGGCCAAGUCGAGCUGAAAUUCAAGAAGUGGAAAGACAAUAUAUUAUUCCGUCAAUGUUUCAACAAGUUUAUGAAAAAAUUCAGUUAGGAUCGUCAAACUGGCAAUCGCUUGUUGCUCCUACGGGCAAAUUAUAUCCUUGGGAUGAAAGUUCUACCUAUAUUAAACAUCCUCCCUUUUUUGAUGGAAUGACUCGAGAUUUACCUGUAAAAGAACCAAUAAAAGAUGCAAGAGUUUUAUUGUUUUUGGGAGACAGCAUAACAACGGAUCAUAUUUCUCCAGCUGGAUCGAUUUCUAGAAAUUCUCCUGCAGCGAGAUAUCUAACAGACAGAGGACUUGCCCCAAAAAAUUUCAAUUCUUAUGGCUCGCGACGAGGCAAUGAUGCAGUUAUGGCCCGUGGAACAUUUGCAAAUAUCCGUUUAGUUAAUAAGUUCAUGAAAUUUCCAGGACCAAAAACAAUUUAUAUACCAACAAAUGAAGAAAUGGAUAUUUUUGAUUGUGCUGAACGUUAUAUUCAAGAGAAAACUCCUUUGAUUUUACUCGCAGGGAAAGAAUAUGGAAGUGGUUCAUCAAGAGAUUGGGCUGCAAAGGGUCCAUAUUUGUUAGGAAUACGUGCAGUAAUUGCUGAAAGUUAUGAACGCAUACAUCGUUCAAAUCUUGUUGGUAUGGGUAUAUGUCCUUUGCAAUACUUAUCGGGUCAAAAUGCUGAGUCUUUAGGACUAACAGGUUUUGAAUCGUUUAAUAUUUUACUACCUGACAAUGUUAGUCCCGGACAGAAUAUAACUAUUGAAACUAGUUCAGGCAUUACUUUUGAUGUAAAAGUAAGGUUUGAUACUGAUGUUGAAAUUUUAUACUACAAAAAUGGAGGGAUCUUGAAUUAUAUGAUACGAAAAAUGAUUUUUUGAAUGAUACAUGAUACCAAUUUAUUUACUAUUUGAUAUGGGAUUUUUUUUUAAAUUGUUUAAUUUAGAGGGUUCCGUUUUUUAAAACCCAACUUACCCAGUAAAAAUCGAACGUAAUAAAAGAGAACACCUCAAUUGUUAUUUACGAUGGUUUUGGAUUUACAAAAGAAAAUUUUGAUAAAAAAUUA
Messenger RNA from Chironomus riparius, 2986 nucleotides. The record is from the annotation of a GenBank genome assembly. NCBI's taxonomy places the organism in Eukaryota, Metazoa, Arthropoda, Insecta, Diptera, Chironomidae.